AUGGCGGGGCUGUGGGCCUGGACCGUGAAUUUGGUUGCGAUGGAGACCGUGUCCCUGGAGCACCAGAUCCAGAGCGUGCAGCGGCACAUUGCUUUUCUGAAGAAGGAGCAGAUGGAGCUGCUCCAUGACCUGCACCUGGAGAUCCUCCGCUUACAGAAGCACUGCUCAGAGCUCACCCAUGACCUGGAAAUAAAAGAGCUGGAAGCCCGCCAGCAAGACGUUCUGGCCCGGGAGCUGGAGGAGAAGUGCCGGGCGAUGGAGGCCCAGCUGCAGGAGAAGGAGAAGGACAACCUGGAGCUGCGCAAGGAGCUGCGGCACAAGGAGACGCUGGUGGCCGCGCUGGGGGCCCGCCUCCGCAGCCGGGGAGGAUCCCCCUUGCCCGAAGGGUCUGAGCCAGGGAUGCCGCCGGCAGCGCUGCGGGGCAGGCAGGCAACCCAGCAUGGGGUCUGCGGAGGGGAAACGGCUGAGCGCCUGUCCAGAGCUUCCAAGGAAAGAAAGAAGAAAGAAAGAGAGAAAAAGAAAGAAAAUUAG
Molecule: messenger RNA, 531 nt
Organism: Pygoscelis adeliae (Adelie penguin)
Lineage: Eukaryota; Metazoa; Chordata; Aves; Sphenisciformes; Spheniscidae
Product: coiled-coil domain-containing protein 92
Exons: 5
Coding region: 1-531 (176 amino acids)
Source: RefSeq, a predicted model, not a curated record